Molecule: messenger RNA, 1026 nt
Organism: Ectocarpus siliculosus
Lineage: Eukaryota; Phaeophyceae; Ectocarpales; Ectocarpaceae
Source: the annotation of a GenBank genome assembly
AUGACGUGCGUCAUCUCGCUGGGGUGCCAGGUGCGGCGAGAGAGAGACAGCGACCCGAUCAAGACCGAACUCAUGAUGCGACGGGGCCAGCUCCUAGUCCGUUUCGCGAGGGAGGGUCGACUGCGGGACAUGGACCAAGUCUCAAGAAGCUGUCCUCGUGGGGAAAUGCUCGCGUGGUUCACGGUGCGAAUGUUCAAGGAGGCGUGCGCGCACAACCACUUGCAAACGAUGAGAUUCAUGGUCGAUCAUGGUCUUGAUGUCGAAUUCCACGCCGUGCUGGAGGCCGUGCACUGGUUGGUCGACGGUUGCGACGAAGAGCAAGACGGAAUCGACGUUGUUCCGGCGAUUGACUUCCUGGUGACGGAGGCGGGUAUGCCCCCGGAUGUGCAGAGAAAGUCGGACUUCCGCACCCCGCUGCACGUGGCUGUUCGAAGAGGGCUCUUCGAGGCAGCUCGGCGGCUGAUCGAGCUUGGAGCAGACGUCAACGCCGUCGCAAAGAUGGCUCCCCUAGGCAAUGCCAAGGGCGACGUGAUGCCUCUGACUCUCGCGGAAGAACCGGCAGAAACGGACGGGUUCCGCGCGACCGACGACACCUCGCCGGAAGCAGGUGACGACGUCGCCACCAAAGGGAAGGCGGCCGAGAUCGCGGCGGGAGCGGCAGCAGUGAACCGCUACCACCUCACCCGUAACGACGGUGCCCGGGACGAGCAGGGGGUGAGAGAGGAGGAUCACGACGUAGAGAGGAUGUCACUGGCCGCCGAGAGGGGACGACAGUGCGGGGAAGAGACUUCGCACGUCGGCGGCGUUGGUGCACGCUCGCCUUCUCCGUCGUCUCGUUCCCUGUGCCGCCGCCGCUGGUCGCGGGUGAUGGCGAGCCGUGCGCGCAUUUGCGAGAUUCUGGUGGAAAGGGGGGCCAGGAGGGGCUGGAGGAGGGCCCCGAGCGAGGAGCAGGUUGCGCUGGACAAGAAGUACGCCGUGCUGCUGGAAGGCGACGACGGCCGCAACUUUUGCACGUUCAGCGGCUGA